Drepanopeziza brunnea f. sp. 'multigermtubi' MB_m1 is the source of this 441-nucleotide messenger RNA. RefSeq lists its product as uncharacterized. Gene Ontology annotation, cellular component: RNA polymerase II, core complex. Gene Ontology annotation, biological process: transcription initiation at RNA polymerase II promoter. The record is from RefSeq and is a predicted model, not a curated record. Gene Ontology annotation, molecular function: nucleotide binding; translation initiation factor binding. Lineage: Eukaryota; Fungi; Ascomycota; Leotiomycetes; Helotiales; Drepanopezizaceae.
AUGGCGCAACCCGCAGCAACCUCGCGCUCCCGCGAACCCCCCCAAGGCGAUGAGGAGGCUUCCUCGGAGCUCAAGCUCGGCGAGUUUCAGGAUGUCGAUGCUCUGACACACAGCGAGGCUGCGCUGGUCAUCAAUGCGCUGGUUACUAAGAGACGUAUGGACAAGAAGAAUGUCAACGAGACUGAACUUCUGAUCAAGACCACCGACUACCUCGACCACUUCGCGCGCUUCAAGCGAAAGGAGAACGUCGAGGCUGUGGAGCGCCUCCUGUCGGCGCACAAGGAGCUGGCCAAGUUCGAGCGCGCUCAACUUGGUUCCUUGUGCUGCGACACGUCCGAAGAAGCCAAGACCCUGAUCCCCAGCCUGCAGGACAAAAUCGGCGACGACGAUCUCCAGGAGCUGCUGGAUGAGAUUACGAAGUUGAUGGGCUAUACGAGUUAG